Molecule: messenger RNA, 4255 nt
Organism: Anarrhichthys ocellatus (wolf-eel)
Lineage: Eukaryota; Metazoa; Chordata; Actinopteri; Perciformes; Anarhichadidae
Gene: cdcp1b
Product: CUB domain containing protein 1b
Exons: 14
Coding region: 84-3692 (1202 amino acids)
Source: RefSeq, a predicted model, not a curated record
CCUCCUCACCCGUCAAGUUCGGACAGGUAACCGUGACCUACCUUCGGACCACGCCCUCCACCGCGCCGCCGCGCACAGUGAACAUGCAGCUGGGUGCGAGCUGCGCGCUCCUAGGACUCCUGUUUUUGACGGCCUUCGACUCAUCAGAAUGCCUACAGACGGUGGUCCGACCGGACAACGGCUCAAUGGUGACGAUCUCCACACUGCUGUUGGAUCAAUGUGCUGUUUGCACAGUCAGCGGGGUGAAUGACACACUGAUAUCCUGCCACCCCUCUCUGCAUCUGGUACCUGAGGAGGAGGUCAAACUGCUGUUCAACUGCUCCCAGCCGAUAGAGGCUUUCACUGUGACGAUCGCUCGGACCAUUGAGUGCACGAAGGACGCCUGCAGCCCGACAACGGUAGAAACUCGACCCUCCAUCCUCACAGAGUUCAGCCGAACCUUCACCUGGGAGCUGAAGGCACCGGAGAACACGCUCGUGGGUCUGGACAUCCUUGGAGAUGGGCUGAUGGAGACGUCACAACCGUGCCCUGAUGGAUCUCAGUAUUCGCUGACCACAUCCAAGACGAGUACCAAGGACCAGACUCAGUAUUGUCGAGGUGGUUCUGAGACGCGAUUAGAAGCGCCCAAUGGAGCUGUUGUGUCUCUGCAAGUUAAACCAAACUUCGAAUCGGUGUUGUUCCAGACCUCAGCUGGUCCUCUGAAGGGCCCACCAAUGGUUGUAACCGUCGAUUCAAGCACGACUGUGGUCGUCAGCCGGGAUCCCGAGGAGCCAGAAUGUGAAGUUUGCUCUGUUGAUGGCUCCGCUCGCGACUGUAGCCCCACAGAAAAGACACUGACGAACGUUGAAAAUCUCUCGCUGGAGUUCAGCUGCCUGAAUCCUCAGGAUGUGUACAGCGUGACGAUGAAGAAGAAAAUAGAAUGCACCCAGAGCUCCUGCACUCCUGCUACAGGAAGAAUUGAUCCAGACUACUUCAAGGACUUCAAAAGAUCCGUAACAUGGGACAUUAGUGUACCACAGAGGACUGUAUUAACUCUGGACUUCCCUGGUGGAUUAAAGGAGAUGUCUGGAGCAGAAAAGUGCCAGGAUGGACACCAGUACUCUGUGAGCACAACUAAAAGUGAAGGAAAUAUUAAAACGACCAGCUACUGUAAGGGUGGGACGGUGUCUCAUCAUUUGGAUCUGCCCGGAGCGACGACUGUGUCCGCUGAGGUGCCCAAAGGAAGUGAAGUGGACUCAUUCACUGUCAAAGCAGCACGGAGAGGUGGCAGAAUGAUGUCCGUGAUGCCCGAUCCGGACACCAUCAUUGCCAUCAGCAGGGAGACCAGCGAGCCGGACUGCAGUGUGUGUAUGAACAAGGAGCCCGAUCAGAUAUGCAAACCAACACAUCUCACCCUGAAUAGCAACACCUCAGUAGAGUUCACCUGUCCUCAACCUCAGGAUGUUUUCACUGUGGAGAUCAACAGAGAAAUUGACUGCACAGAGGUCUCCUGCUCUGGAAACAUCGUUCAGGCCGAGUCCUUACUGUUCCCAGACUUCAACCGGACCUUCACCUGGGAUCUGAAAGUUGUCGCCACUCGGGCUUUCCAACUGGACUUCCCAGAACCGGGAAUGCGACAGAUUCCUGACGAGGAGACCUGUCCAGAUGAGCACACGUACUCCAUUAUUGCCUAUCUGCGCACGGGGCCAGCAAUCAUUGGUACCUUUUGCAAAGGGGGAACUGUGACCACCAUCCUGGCUCGCUACAGGGGCCGAAUAGCUCUGCAGGUACCUGGCGACAGGAAGCUGGAUCCCGUUGACUUCAAACUCAAGGUUGGACCCGAGACCAGCAUGGUUGCCAUACUGAAAGUCAACCUACCACGAGGCGUGUCCGACACAGACUUCAUCACAGCCAACUAUCCCGCCGAUUUCCCUGACAACCAGCAGAUGCAGUGGGACUUCACGGUGCCCGGCAUGCAUAACUACACGGUGCAUUUUCGCGAUCACACAGCUCCAGAGUGCCUCAGCAAUGAGGUGCAGGUGGAGUACCAGAAAGGGAACAAGAAGGUGAACAAGCUGACUCUGACGGAUUCUCAGCCGCAGCAUGGGCAGGGCAACUUCAACAUGGUGCUGAGGAAUUGUGAAACCAACAGGACGCUACAGGGUCUCACCUUGAACUACAGAGUCUCUGUAAUGAGGAGUGGGCAUCCAGUCCUAUGUACGGUGGAUCUUAAUGAACACAAAGGACUGUCGCUGCAGAUAGAGAGAGUGGGUUCUGAACCCUUCUGUGAGAUGAGCGUUAACUCUAAGAUUGAAAAGAAGAUCAGCGUGGCUGCUGGCACACAGGCCAGCCUGUCCUUCCUCGACUGUCCAAAUGAAGAUGUGCGCCUGACUGCCAGUAAAGUUAUUGAGUGCCAAAACAGGACGUCCUGCUCUGCGACUCAGCUCACUGUGCCCAAACUGGUCUCCUGUCUACCGAUGCCCCUCCACAGCUUCACCUGGCACCUCAGAAUCCCUCAGGACAGCACCGUGGACCUGGUGUCUCCCACAGGGAGUCUCAAACAGUCCCUGCCCGGCCAGGAGUGUAAUCAGUCCCUCUCUCUGCAUGUGGCAGAGGGCGACGGGUUUCCUGUUGGAGAUUUCUGCUUCAACGGAAUGAUCCAGAAAGUUCAGGUGCAUGCCAACGUCUCCGUCACAGCCACAGUCCCGGACUUCAGCAAGAUCAGGAAGCCUUUCCUCAACGUCGGCGUCAGUCAAGAGAUCACAGAGACCAUUAUUAACAGAGUCAGCCCAGUGGCGUCGUCUCCGAACCUGCUGGCAACCCCCAACUGGCCUCUGGGUAUGAGGCCUUCGUCCACCGUAUCCUGGAUCGUCACUGUUCCGAGCCAGUACGAGGCGCAUGUGCACUUUGUCAACGUCAGCCAACCCAAAUGCAAGGACAGGCACACCUCCAUCACGGUGAAGAUGCUGGGGGACGAGGAGGAGAUGAUGAGCCGCAGGGAGGACGAGCAGUCGGAGGACAAGUUGACAGUGCCACGUAGUUUUUAUCUCAACAUGUCCAACUGUAUACCAGAGGAGAGAGGCUUUAGUGCACUGACCAACAUCGUUCUGCAGAAGAAGAGCUAUCUCCUGCCCAUCCUCCUCGGGUUAGCAGGAGCUCUUUUGUUGUUGCUCACAGUGCUGGCUGUUGUGUGCUUCAUCAUAAAGAAAAAGAAAAGGGACAAAAUGGCCAAGGAGGCAUCCAUCUACAUUGGCAAAGGGAACAUCUUCCGCCCAAGUGACGCGCACUUCAGCAAAAUCCGGUCUGAUAACGAUUCCCACGUCUACGACUCCAUAGAUGAGGCGAGGGUUUACGGCCACCUGCUGGCUGACUCCAGCUACGCCGACAGUAUGCCGGACCACUUCACCGGCGGGCCGGUCGACACUUACAAUACAUUUACAGGCCCCACUGAUCCAGGGCUGCCUGUAAUCAAAGAACCGGACUAUGAGCCUGAGCUGGACGGGUUCAAGAUGUUCCUGGACCCGUCCGAGUCUUUCCUCCCGCCCCGUCCGCGCACUCCCAUCGACCGGCAGGACAGCCUCGGCUUCCAGGACCGCAGGAUGUUGGACAAUGCCCUGUACACGUUCAAGAGCACAGGAGAUAUGAACACGAUCCGGCUCUCUGGUGUUGAUAUGGAGCCACAGUCGCCUACUAUACUGGAGGACUCCUUGUAGUGUGUCAGGACUGUAGCUGCACAAUGGGCCGCUGUUACUAAAUUCUCUCUACAGCGCCGAAGAUCUCCGGACGAUACUGAUGUGAACUUCUGUGCCUCGAUCGCACUCAGGGAAUCUGAGAUCGAUGAGCUCCUGAAUGUGAUGUGUGCGUUGUCUUUGUCUGAACUAAAACUCAAGAGUCCAAGCUAUGAUCCUUUUUCUUUAAAGGAACCGUGUGAAGCAUUCGGGGGGGCUCUAUUGUCAGAAAUUGAAUUGAAUAUUAAUAAGUAUGUUUUCUUUAAUUGUAUUGUCCCCUGAAAAUAAGAAUCUCUUACACGCUUGGCACACAAGGGGAGGUUUCAUUCUGCAGCCUCACCGCUAGAUGACGCCAAAUCCUACACACUGCUCUUUUAAAGGAAGUUUGGGAAAUGCCUUUUCACUUUCUUGCCUAGAGUUAGAUGAGAAGAUUGAUUCCAUUCUCACCUUUUUGUAUUCGAAAUAAGAAGUUGCAUGUUAGCUUAGCAUAAAGACUAAAAACGAGGGGAAACAGCUAGCUGGCUCUGUCUAAAGGUAAAAAAAAUCCA